AGCUGUUUGAUGAUUGAUAAAAAAAAUUAAAAAUAUUCAUAAUUAAAAUUUGAGUCAAAGAGAUUUUGAAUUUAAUCUGUAAUUUAUAAUUUAUAAUUGAAAGAAUAAAGUUAAUCUUUCACGAAUUGGGCUCCAGAAGACGAUAUGUGUUGAUUCGAGCCGGAUUUUAAGUGCAACCGGUACCUUGUUCCGUUCCAAUUCUACUCAUUCAACCAUCAUUCUAUUACUCAGCGUUUCGUUCAUCUCAAAAUGGUGAAAAUCGCUCUCAAGUUGAAAGCAAACUUGGAAAACAUCGAAAGCUUGAACCCAUCCGGCCCAGAUUUCCGAUGGUGUUUGAAAUUCGUCUGUAACAACUGCGGAGAAAUAUCGAAUAAAUGGAAUUACGCUUCACUGUCCGAAGAAAUUCCAGCCCAAAGGGGCAACGCCGUCAACCAUUUCGUUAAUAAAUGUAAAUUAUGUUCUCGCGAAAACUCGUUGACCAUUUUACCCGAAACAGUGAGUGGAAUUAAGGCUGAAACAUGCGGCGAAUUUAAAACUGUCGUAGUGUUUGACUGCAGAGGUCUGGAGCCUCGAGAGUUCUCGGCUAGGGAAGGUUGGGUUGCUAAAGCUGCAGAUGAUGGUAAAACAUUCGAUGAUGUAGAUCUUAGUGAGGGAGAAUGGGCUGAUUAUUGCGAUAAGACUAAUCAACCUGUAGGUGUUUAUGAAAUCGAGCAUUGUUUUGAGAGAGUCAAGUGAAUGGGAAAUGGUGUGGAUUUAAAUUAUCGAAUGUGUUGUCCGAAGUCAAAUAUAUGUGUAUUUUAUUA
Messenger RNA from Planococcus citri (citrus mealybug), 803 nucleotides. Its product is annotated as CXXC motif containing zinc binding protein. The record is from RefSeq and is a predicted model, not a curated record. Bases 250 to 735 code for a protein of 161 amino acids. The transcript has 2 exons. Gene Ontology annotation, molecular function: zinc ion binding. NCBI's taxonomy places the organism in Eukaryota, Metazoa, Arthropoda, Insecta, Hemiptera, Pseudococcidae.